Portunus trituberculatus (swimming crab) is the source of this 3213-nucleotide messenger RNA. Its product is annotated as putative zinc finger protein 66. NCBI's taxonomy places the organism in Eukaryota, Metazoa, Arthropoda, Malacostraca, Decapoda, Portunidae. Bases 682 to 1371 code for a protein of 229 amino acids. The record is from RefSeq and is a predicted model, not a curated record. Gene Ontology annotation, cellular component: nucleus. The transcript has 2 exons.
UUUAUUUUUUACUGGACGUGUAUGUGGAGACGCGCGAGUUAUAUCUUUGUGAACAGUGUUGAAACAAACGUGAAGUUCCCUUUAGUUAGAUACUGAUUCAAACAGCUAUUGCAGGCAGGUGUUGUAUCCUGCCCCAGUGACAACACCAUCCUGAGAGUGAGGCCAGUCAGAGGUCUUACAGUGUACUAUGUUUAAGUGGGAGUUAUGAUAUUUUGUAUUUUUUAUUGAAGUUUGUCCUGAGGCAUUACUAACUUCUGCCUCCUUGCCUCGCCAUGACAUGUUUCACAGGUUACAGGUCAUGCUGCUCACUCACUCUAGUACACAACAGCAUAGUGCAACCCCAGUGUGUUUGUGUGGCCCAAAUUAGUAAUCAUGAUGUCAGCCUUUUUUUUUUUUUUUUUUUAUCUUUACUUAUUGGCUUCCUUUCGGCACUUUCUUUUUUACCUGUGUAGUUAGGUUAGGUUAAGCUUUAGAAGGAUGUUAGUGGCAUCAAGAUGAAGAUCAACAACAUGGCACUAUUGCAACAACAGCAGCAGUAGUGCUACUCCUCAUUUAGUUUUGUAGAUGGACAGAAUCCAGGCUGCACACCUGCUCACUAUCAAACAAUCUUGUGUCCCACUUCCCUAAGUGUCUUGCGGUAGUGUGUGCUGUGUGGUGGAGGUUGUGAUCCCUGGCUGCAUCAUGGAUGGCUGGCAGCAGAAGCAGCAACAGUCAGCCUUAGGUAUGGAGAAUCAUAACUGUGGUGAUGGCCAGAAUAACUUGGAGACAGGCAGCUCUGGCUACAGAGAAGAGACCAAGUUUGACUGCCAGCUGUGUGAAAAUACUUUAACUUCCGAAUCUGGUUUCAGGUACCAUACCAUGGAACACAGUGGUGUUGAGAAUUAUGAGUCUGAUGACUGUGGGAAAAAAUUUACUUACCAGAAUUCCCUCACCACACACAUCCUGACACACAGUGAUGUUAAGAGUUAUUUGUGUGAUAAGUGUGGAAAGAAAUUUAACCACAUAUCUUCUCUCAACAAGCACACCCUGGUACACAGUGGUGUUAAGAAUCAUUUAUGUGAUAAGUGUGGGAUGAAAUUUUCCUGCAAAUCUUACCUAACCGCACACAUCCUGACACACAAUGUUGUUAAGAAUUAUGAGUGUGUUGACUGUGGGAAAAAAUUUGCCAGAAAGUCUAACCUCACCCGACACAUCCUGACACACGUUGGUGUUAGGAAUUUUGAGUGUGAUGAGUGUGGGAAUAAAUUUCUCAGAAAGUGUCAGCUCACCAAACACAUCCAGUCACACAGUGAUAAUGGUGUUAAGAAAUAUAAGUGUGAUGAAUGUGGAAAGAAAUUUGCCCACAAGUCUUACCUCACCCACAUGCCCUGAUACACAGUGGUGUUCAGAAUUAUAAGUGUAAUGAGUGUGGGAGGAAAUUUACUUUCAAGUCUUCCCUCAAUACACACUCCCUGAUACAUCGUGGUGUUAAGAAAUAUAAGUGUGGGGAGUGUGGGAAAAAAUUUACUCACAAAUGUUCCCUCAUAAAACACACCCUGACACACAGUGGUGUUAGGAAUCAUGAGUGUGAUAAGUGUGGGGAGAAAUUUAUCACAAAGUAUAACCUGACCAGGCACAUACUGACACACAGUGUUAAGAAAUUUGAGUGCGAGUGUGGAAGGAAAUUCACUCACAAGGCUUACCUUACUGCACACAUCUUUACACACAGUGGUGUUAAGAAUUAUAAGUGUAAGGAGUGUGGGAAGAAAUUUACUUACAAGUCUUCCCUUAACUCACACAACUUGACACACCAUGAUGUUGGGAAUUAUGAGUGUGGUGAGUGUAACAAAAAAUUUCCCACCAUGUCUUGUCUUCAUGGACAUGCCUUGAGACACACUAGGGUGAGGGGGUUCAAGUGUGAUGAUUGUGGCAAGUGUUUCAAGACAAAGACUGACAUCGACCAGCACAAGAACGUCCACGUUUAAGGUGGUGUGAGGAAUCCGACAACAUUUCACUUAACUCACACACCACAUUCUCCCAUGGAACAGUUUCAUGGCCUCAAGUCAUUCUUUCGUUCAUUUCUCUACACAGUCCCAGCAGCAACACCAUCCAUUCCCUGCACGUCUUCACUCUGAUAUUCCACAUUCCACACCCCCUCAUCCUUAACUCCCUCAGACCUUACUACUGUAACACACAGACCAUCCAUUCUUGUAACUCCUUGCAUUCAUACCCUAAAUCUCUCUCUGGGAAAUAGUGCCAUACUUGUUUGCUAUUUUUUUUUUAAGGGUGUUUGUGCAAGAUGGAAAACAAGAAAUUGUAGAAAGAUGAAGGGGAAAAAAAAUACAUACGUAUGAAAAGGAGUGAAGAAAGGCUAAAAAAUGGAAAGAAAUGCCCUUUACUUCAUGUUCUCAUACUGUUUCACUUAUGCAGAUCUUGUUUUAAGUUAAUUAGAAUUGUUAUUGUAACGUUUAGUGCCUCAACCUCCAUUCCUCCAUCCAUCAGCUGGACACAACCAUCCCCUCUUUGUUUAGGACAACUGGCUGUGGGAAACCGGCAGCCUUAUAGACUGGGAGGAUAUUACAAAUGUAGAAUCUAUGUACUCAAGGCAGCUCUGUACACCACCACCAGCAAGUAAUUGAUUCUUGAACUAUUUACAAGUUAUUUGAUGUUAAAUUCAACAUAAAACAAAGCAAAACUAUGUACUAAGAAAUUAAAUAAGAGAAGCAUAAUUAAGAAAGGAACCAAUUGUGAACCUUACAUAUAUUGAAACCUGUAGUAUGUAUUAGUGAGGUGCCUGGAAAACAUCCAGUCCCCCACUCAGUGCCAUGUUUAGGAUGAGGGGGACCUUUAUAAAUAAAAUACUCCUCGAUUUUUACCUCAAUAGUGAUGCAGAACAAAAGUAUUUUUUUUUUAAUUGCUUUUGAUAUUGAAGUCAUUUGCCAUACAAUUAUGUAGCUUUGUAUUUAUGAUUAGUCUAGUAAAAAGAAAGGCAGAGCAAAAACAGUGACAUUAUUAGCUAUUCAUUUACCCCAGUAGUGAAGGAGGAACAACCUUAAAAAAAAUAGACAAAGCAAGCUACCAUUUGUACAUAGAGAUCCUGUCCCUCCUCCCCCCACCCCCAAAUCAGGAGAGGGUCAGACUGCUGCAUAGACCCUAGUCAUAAUACAAAGCUAGAUAAUUUGUAUUGCAGAGUACACUGAAACUUAUAAUCUUUAAAUAAAAUCACAAACAAUU